Molecule: messenger RNA, 1398 nt
Organism: Morus notabilis
Lineage: Eukaryota; Viridiplantae; Streptophyta; Magnoliopsida; Rosales; Moraceae
Product: protein LIGHT-DEPENDENT SHORT HYPOCOTYLS 5
Exons: 1
Coding region: 485-1222 (245 amino acids)
Biological process (GO): mRNA transcription; response to light stimulus
Cellular component (GO): nucleus
Source: RefSeq, a predicted model, not a curated record
UUUUUAUUCUUUUCAUUCACUCUCUUAAUUAAAUCUCUCUUUCUUUAGCACUUUGCUUUCUCAUUCGUGUUCAUUCAUCCAUACUUUUUACGUCCCAUCAUUGAGCGGUCUUCUUCUUCUUCUUCUCUCUCUCUCUCUUCUCCCCCCUAAAACUCUCACUCCCUCCCCCCCCCAACAAAAAAAAAAGCCGAAUUAACAAACACUAAUUUCCUAUGAAAAAGGAUCCGUUCCCACAGUAGUACUAUAAGCCAUAGGAGCAGUCUCCUAAGCAGCUAGCUAACAACGCACCCAAUUAAACACCUCCUUACCUCACCUGAUCAGAGAUAUAUAUAUUGAAGAUCAUCGCCGUCAUCAUCAGAAGAAGAAGAUUCCAAGUCAGAAAACCUUCGAAACAAAUAACAGUACCAGUACUGCUAAUACUAGUUCCGUCGAAAAUAGUUCAAAAGAGGAAUAAUAGCUAUUAGUAAUAGUAGUAUUUUUCCAUAUGGAUUCAGCUUCAGGAGGCGAAGGAUCAUCAUCAGCCUCAGGAGCCGCAGGUGGGCCGACGUCAGACCCGAGUAGUACCCAAGGCCCGUCGUCGGGAACCGGGUCGGCCCAGACGGCGACGUCGUCGGAUCAGGGAGGCCCAUCAACGGCCCAGCAGCAGGGGCCGAGCAGGUACGAGUCGCAGAAGAGGAGGGACUGGAACACGUUCCUGCAGUAUCUGAAGAACCACAAGCCGCCGCUGACGCUGGUCCGGUGCAGCGGGGCCCACGUGAUCGAGUUCCUCAAGUACCUCGACCAGUUCGGGAAGACGAAGGUCCACGUCUCCGGCUGCCCUUACUUUGGCCACCCGAACCCGCCGGCGCCGUGCGCCUGCCCGCUCAAGCAGGCGUGGGGCAGCCUCGACGCCCUCAUCGGGCGGCUCCGUGCGGCAUACGAGGAGAACGGCGGACGACCGGAGUCCAACCCUUUUGGGGCUAGGGCUGUACGGAUUUACCUACGGGAGGUUAGGGAGGGCCAGGCCAAGGCCAGAGGGAUUCCUUAUGAGAAGAAGAAGCGGAAACGCUCUACUAGUACUAGUACUACUGCGGCGGCGGUGGAGGUGGCGGCGGGAGGGUCUAGUGGUGGUGCUGGUGGUGGAGGUGAGGGGAGUGGGAGUGGCGGUGCUACUGCGCCUGGAGGGGAUCAUGAUAGUGGUGGUGGUGCGGCCGUGGCGACGGCUGAGACGACGACGACAUGAUGAUUAUAGGUUUUACUGAUUUUUCUUUUUUAAUUUUAAUUAAUCAUCUUCUUUUUUCUUCAUCUUCUUCUUUUAUAUCUAUUUUAAUUGUGAUUAUUUAUGAGCUUAUGUAUAUUUAGGCGAUUCGCUUAUAAUUGGAUGGAUCGACCCUCCCAUGAACGAAAAUUUUCAGAAAA